ACGUCAUCGUGACGUCACGCUCCAAUGAAGGUUAUAUGCCCCAUCGUAGGCGCACAGCGCGAACUAACCUAUAUUCCUCGAACGAUGCCAAUUUAAAAGGGCGACGAUAUCGCAAAAGUAGCAUGUCAACGCACGAAUGCAUUUAUCCGAUUGACAGGCAUUGACACACGUCGUCGCGAAAAUGUUCGCCGAUCCGUCGUCGCGAUUCGCAGCACAAACUUGAUAUCUAUUUCGAGUGAUUAACGCAAUGCGUUAAUCGUUUAUUUAUAACAUCGCUGUAUCGCUUUUCCAGUUACCGUUUACGAAGUCUACGUAUUGUCGCGCUUUAAAAUGUGUUAAAUUUUGUUAUCGUUUUAUUUUUCUUUUAUCGCGUACAAAUUAUGGAUGAGGUUUGCUUUCAUUUUUCGAAUCAACUUGAAACAUUACAGAAAUCUCAAUGUACUACAAAAAAAAAUUUGGGGGAAGGUUCAAGCAUCCGUAGCAGUUCAACAGGCACAGCAAUCGUGUAUGACAUGGCUAGUUCAGUUGCGUGAGUUUAUCCUGCAGCUUUUUGACGAGCAAUACACGCAGUAUGCAAAAGACAUUGUGUUACGUAUGGUUACUUCUGUACAAAGAAGCUGGCAAGAAGUCCAAUUUCAAUUUUAUAAUGCCCAAUGGAAUACAGUAGAUUAUUAUCGUCAAUUAGGAACCAUGUGGGCUAAUAAAGUAUCAAGAAGAGAAACAAUGUAUUGCUUAACAGGCAUAGCAAUCGGAACUGUGAUAGGCUAUUAUAUUGGUGUCAAUUGGAAACCUCCUUCUUUUCACAUACAUCACAUAAAAGCUAUAGCUUGUCAUCAUUAUUAUGGUAUCGAGGGUGUGUUGAUGAUAGAUGAUGUUGAAAUGCCAACAAUCAAAAAGUCAAAUGAUUUAUUAAUACAAGUUAAAGCUGCUUCACUUAAUGUUAUUGAUACAAAGAUAUGUUCUGGUUACUCUAAAAUAUAUAGAAGAUUACUUAAUUCAGGGAAACAGAAACAACUACCUGUAACUUUAGGGAGAGAUUGCGCAGGAGUAAUAGUUGAUAUUGGACAGGAUGUUAUCAAUUUUGAUAUUGGAGAUGAAGUAUUUUUAGCCGUUCCAUCGUGGGCUCCUGGCACGAUGGCGGAAUAUAUAAUUGUUCCAGAAACGCAAGUAGUAAGACGGCCUAAAUCUUGUAACUUUGAAGCAUCUGCCAGCUUACCAUACAAUGGUUGCUUGGCAUGGGAUGCUCUAGUUAAUAGAUCUAUUAUUAAAGAAGGCAAUGCCAAAGGAAAACGAAUUCUCAUUUAUGGUGGGAAUACUCCAAUUGGUUGUAUUUUAACACAAUUGGUUAAGUUAUGGGGCGGAUAUGUAGUGACUGCAUGCAGAAUAGAUGCAGAACCUGUAUUGAAAGCAUUAGGUGCUGAUGAAGUUAUAAUAAUAGGCGAAAUCGACAUUGAAAAGGAAUUACAAUUGCAUGACAAGUACGAUGCAAUUUUUUAUACCGAUAGUCAACCCUUUCAAGAACAUAUUUUAAAAAAAUUCUUAUUGCCACAUGGUUCCUAUGUAUCUACUAUUCCUGAACAAUUAAGAUCGGACUCGUUGGGAUUUAUUUGUGGAACUAUUUUUGCUGGAUGUGUUAGAGUGAAAUUAUUGAUUCAGUAUAUGUUUGGAUUCAACAUGCAUCAGUGGAAGGAGGGUGCAAAAUUGAAUGUUGCAUAUUUACGAGCUUUAUGUGAAUUGACUGAUGCAAACCAACUGCAAACAGUCGUAGAUAGAGUAUAUGCACCAUAUAAUAUUGAGCGAGCAUUGCUCCAUGUUUUAGAUCCAAAUUCUAUUGGUAGUACGAUUAUUACAUUUCAGUGAUAUUUCAUUGCCAUUACUAGAAGAAAAGUUUAUUCCGCAAUUACCUCUUUUGUAUAUAAUAUUAGUAUGUAAUUUUGGUGUAUAAACUGCCAAACAUUAUUAAUACAUUCAUUAUUUAAAAAUGGUAAUCAUACUUGGUACUAAAAUAAAGACUGACAACAUAAUACAAUUAACAAAAUAUAAAAUG
Molecule: messenger RNA, 2047 nt
Organism: Camponotus floridanus (Florida carpenter ant)
Lineage: Eukaryota; Metazoa; Arthropoda; Insecta; Hymenoptera; Formicidae
Product: reticulon-4-interacting protein 1, mitochondrial
Exons: 8
Coding region: 385-1860 (491 amino acids)
Cellular component (GO): mitochondrion
Molecular function (GO): oxidoreductase activity
Source: RefSeq, a predicted model, not a curated record